Molecule: messenger RNA, 960 nt
Organism: Cetraspora pellucida
Lineage: Eukaryota; Fungi; Glomeromycota; Glomeromycetes; Diversisporales; Gigasporaceae
Source: the annotation of a GenBank genome assembly
AUGGCAAAACUCACUUUCAACCCUUCAAUUUCCAUUAUUGCAUUUAUUCUUUCAGUUAUUUCAUGUGCUACUGCGUCAUCUUUACGAGGGCGUGCCUUUUUGAAUAAUUAUCAACCCUUCGUCGUAUUUGAAAAUGCUAAUGAGAAUAUCGCGAGUACCGAAGCCUCUAAUGUUAACUUAUUAGAUAUCUCUGCCCUUAACGCUGCAGAAGCCGCUACCUCAGUUGACAACGAACAACAAACUACUUUCCUGCUCAGCAAACGUGCAUUUUUAAAUAAUGGCUUUCAACCUUUUUUCCUACUUGAAAAUGCUAAUGAGAAUAUUGCGUCUGCUGAAGCCGCUAAUGUUAACCAAUUCGAUUUGGAAUCUCUGAACGCCGCAGAAAACGCAGCCAGUGUUGAUCAUGAGCAAGCAACAACUUUCUUAUUAGGCAAACGUAGUUUCUUAAAUAACGGUGGCGGCACUCCUUUUGUCAUAUUUGAGAAUGCAAAUGAGAAUAUUGCGUCCGCCGAAGCUGCUAAUGUUAAUCAAUUUGAUAUCCAAGCUCUAAACGCCGCAGAAACCGCUACCAGUGCAGAUCAUGAACAACAAACCACCUUCUUAUUGGGAAAACGUAGUUUCUUACAACAAGGAUUUCAGCCUUUUGUCGUAUUUGAAAAUGCUAAUGAGAAUAUUGCGUCCGCCGAAGCUGCUAAUGUUAAUCAAUUCGAUUUGGAAGCUCUGAACGCCGCAGAAAACGCUGCCAGUGCAGAUCAUGAACAACAAACCACCCUCUUUUUUGGAAAACGUAGUUUCUUAAAUAACGGCGGCGGCAUGCCUUUUAUCGUAUUCGAAAACGCUAAUGAAAAUAUUGCAUCUGCUGAAACUGCUAACGUUAAUCAACUUGAUAUCGAAGCUUUGAACGCUGCAGAAGCUGCCACUAGUACCGAUUUUGAAUCCGCAACAUCACUUAUAGUUUAG